UUUAAGGUAUUAAUAUUCUUGGGAUUGAAACCACCCUCUUUGCUGAUCGGUCCAUAAGGAGUCCUUAAAGAAAGUCCAUCUGAACUUUGCUGUCUGUUUAUGACUCUGUGUGUCAAUGACGUGCCUUCCAGCUAUUUCAUAUCCCAGAUUACGUGCCCUUUUUUCCCACCGGAGUGCAGAAAGAGACAGGCCGUGCCAACAUUGCCCGCUGCUGUUUCUUUUUGUACCGCAAAUACUUUUCUGCUUCUUUAAUUUUCUGAUAGCAUAUUUCAGUUUUUCAAAAACAACAGCGAUUAUGUCAAGAUACCAUAAAGCCGCGAUUGAUGGCUAUCAGGAUCUGCUGAAGGAAGCCACCACGAGAGAUCUGAACACGCCAGACGAGGACGGGAUGACGCCGACGCUCUGGGCAGCUUUUCACGGACACAUUGAGGCUCUUCAGCUUAUAUGUAGCCGGCGGGGAGACCCUAACAGGAGCGACAUCUGGGGAAACACCUCCCUGCACCACGCUGCUAGAAACGGUCACCUGCACAUUGUGAGCUUCUUGGUGAGCUUCGGGGCCAACCUCUUCGCUCUGGACAAUGACUUUCACACCGCCAUGGAUGUGGCUGCAUCACGAGACCACAUGGACUGCGUGCGUUUUCUAGAUGACGCCGCCUCGCGACAGACCAGCCAGAACGCCAAGAAGGUGGCCUCUCUGAAGAAGCAAGCCACCAAGGAGGCAGAGAAGCGAGUGAAGAUGUGUGAGGAGGUGAAGAAGAGGCACCAGAAUAAGAUGGACAAGAUGCACCGAGGCUCGGUCUCGGAGGGCAGCGUAGGGUUCUCUGUCAGCACCGGCACCGUCGGCAGGGCUAACGAGCAGUUCUCCAAGCUGAUCGCCUCAGACACUUCAGGAUCCCUGACUGCCCGUGUCAAGGGAACCCUGCAGCGCAAGUUUGGCAGUAAGAAGGAAAAAUCUGGCACAAUACAGCAAGGUCAUGGCAACGUUAUUUUCGUCAAGCAGGAGAACGGCACAGCGGAGACGCCUGACUUUCUAGGCGUUUUCGCCGAGCAGGAUGAAAUCAAUGAUGAAGAAGGUGGAGAUGGUGGAACAGAGGGAUUUCAGGAUGAAGAAGAUAAUGAUGAUUCUGGACAAACUAAAGAGUCCAUAUUCAGGAGACCUGGCCUAGGACAAAUGGUCUUCAGGAAGAACUUUUCCAUGGAGAUGGGCCUGGAGCCAGAAGACUUCUCUAGCGGGACUUCAGAAGAAGUAGGCUUCCGGAUCCGUGAGGAGCUCUUCCAGACCACAGUGGAGGAAGCCUUUGAGGAGGAAGUGGACAGCUCUGUGCCAUGGAAUGAGGAUGACAUCAACCUGGAUGAGGAGGAUGAGGAGACCUCACCAUUGGCUGCCUUCUUGGCCUCCAUCAACCUGGUGGACUUCGCCCCGGUGUUUACCCGCGAACAGCUGGACCUGCAGGCCCUCACACUCUGCUCAGAUGAUGACCUGAAGGGAAUCCACAUCCAGCUGGGCCCUCGCAAGAAGAUCAUGGAGGCUGUGGCUUGCAGGAAGGACGUCCUGAACAAAACGUGCAUCAUAAAGGACAGUCCGCUGUGAGUAGAGCGAUGAGAAAGCUGACGUGACUGUAGCACGAAGUCGCACAGCAGACUGUUCCGCUGCUUCUCUUGGGAAACUCUCCUAUUCAUCUUGUGCUGUUUCUUUGCAAUCAAAAAAAUUCUCAGUAGUGUUAUUAGGGGUCUUAUAUGGAAAUAUGAAUCCCUGCUUAUUCUGCAAAUUUUUGAUUUUGAAGCAACCAAAAAUAAAAACAAAAUAAAAAAAACUCAUGUUUGAGUGACUGUGUAAAUGCACCCAAUUAAUUCUCUGUGGCUGAACAUAUUCACUUGUUUUAUAAUUCCUUAGAAAAAUAAUAAUAAAUUAUUAUUGUU
Paramormyrops kingsleyae is the source of this 1920-nucleotide messenger RNA. It is a transcript of the gene anks4b, whose product is annotated as ankyrin repeat and sterile alpha motif domain containing 4B. The record is from RefSeq and is a predicted model, not a curated record. Gene Ontology annotation, molecular function: protein binding. Lineage: Eukaryota; Metazoa; Chordata; Actinopteri; Osteoglossiformes; Mormyridae.